CCGCGCCUGAUCGCGACCAUCUCACCCCGGAAGGGAGUCCUCAAACUUGCAGGCUUCGGACGGGACUGGCUCAAAGUUGUUGCAGCGGUUUACGCCGCGUGCGGAGAACCGUGGCUGCCUCCGAGGCUCGGACGCUUCCGAGUGAGCACACCCGAGAGACACCCAUUAGGGAAAGGGCUGGACCCGAGCAGAGCCGGGGCUGAGCCCAGGCCAGAGCCCGAGCAGGACCGGAGCAGAGCUGGGGCUGUGGAGGCGCGGCCCGCUCCCAGGCGGCCUCCCGGAGAGGCUUGGACUUGGCAGCACGGGAGCCGGCGCUGGGAGCUCCUACCCCACCCCCACCCCCACCCCACCCCCAUCCACCCCACCCCAGGCACACGCGGCCUGCGGGUGACUGCCCCCGCCAGCACCACCCCCCACCCCACCCCCGGCGGUGCGAAGGGAGAGAGGGCAGAGCGACAGGAAGCCCAGCGGAGGCCGGGGCGCUGAGCCCAGGGUCCCGGAGAGGCCCGGUCCUCUCUGGGACCCCGCGGCCGGGGCGGCCCAGUUGGGGGCAGGGGAGGAGCGCGGCGGGUGGUGCAGGCCGAGGCGGCGGCGGCGGCGGCGGCGGCGAGCGGGCGAGGCGCCUUUAAGGCUCUCCCCGCCCACCGGCGGCGCCGGCCUCCGCCCGCCGCUCUCCCCGCCCCGGGGUCCCGGCGAGAGCUGCGAUUGGGCGAGCGCGGCGAUCCCUUUGAAGUGUGGCUGCCGAUCGCGGCUAUUUGACGUGCGGCUCGCGGAAGGCGAAGGUUUUUGUGUUGCUCGCCCGAGCUGGCGGCGGCGUCGGCGUCGGCGUCGGUGGAGGAGGGGUGGAGGCGCAGCGACCGCUGCACCGCGCUCGGCGCUGCGGAGCGAGCCCACCCGCCCCGGGAGCUCGCCUCCCGGUGCCCCCCCUCCCUCCCCGCCCCCCCCAGUGGCGCUGCCUCCUCCAAAUGAGCGAUUCGCCCGCUGGAUCUAACCCAAGGACACCCGAAAGCAGCGGCAGCGGCAUUGGCGGCGGCGGCGGCGGCGGGAAGAGGCCGGCGGUGCCGGCGGCAGUGUCCCUCUUGCCCCCGGCGGACCCCCUGCGCCAGGCGAACCGGCUCCCUAUCAGGGUCCUGAAGAUGCUGAGCGCUCACACCGGCCACCUCCUGCACCCGGAGUACCUGCAGCCGCUGUCCUCCACUCCCGUCAGCCCCAUUGAGCUGGACGCCAAGAAGAGUCCUUUGGCGUUGCUGGCCCAGACUUGCUCGCAGAUCGGCAAGCCGGACCCGCCGCCCUCGUCCAAGCUCAACUCUGUAGCGGCGGCCAACGGGCUGGGAGCGGAGAAGGACCCCGGCCGCUCGGCCUCGGGCGCCGCCUCCGCGUCUGCGGCGCUCAAGCAGCUGGGGGACUCCCCGGCCGAGGACAAGUCCAGCUUCAAGCCCUACUCCAAGGGCUCCGGAGGCGGCGACUCCCGCAAAGACAGCGGCUCCUCCUCGGUGUCCUCCACCUCCUCCUCCUCCUCCUUGUCCCCCGGAGACAAGGCGGGCUUCAGGGUCCCCAGCGCCGCCUGCACGCCCUUUCCCCCUCAUGGAGCGCCGGUCUCCGCGUCGUCGUCCUCGUCCUCCCCCGGCGGCUCCCGGGGCGGCUCCCCGCACCACUCUGACUGCAAGACCGGCGGCGGCGGCGGCGGCGGGGAGCUGGACAAGAAAGACCAGGAGUCCAAGCCCAGCCCGGAGCCCGCGGCCCUGAGCCGCGGCAGUGGUGGGGAGACCGGCGCGCACGGCGGCGGCGGCGGCACCGAGGCCGGGGCCUCCGGGCGCAAGUCAGAGCCGCCCUCCGCGCUGGUGGGAGCCGGCCACGUGGCGCCGGUGUCGCCCUACAAGCCGGGCCACUCGGUGUUCCCGCUGCCACCCUCCAGCAUCGGCUACCACGGCUCCAUCGUGGGCGCCUACGCCGGCUACCCGUCCCAGUUCGUGCCUGGCCUGGAUCCCAGCAAGUCCGGCCUCGUGGGAGGCCAGCUGUCGGGGGGCCUGGGCCUGCCGCCGGGCAAGCCCCCCAGCUCCAGCCCGCUCACCGGGGCCUCCCCGCCGUCCUUCCUGCAGGGAUUAUGCCGAGACCCCUACUGCCUGGGAGGUUACCACGGCGCCUCGCACCUCGGCGGCUCCAGCUGCUCCACCUGCAGCGCGCACGACCCGGCCGGGCCCGGCCUGAAGGCGGGCGGCUACCCGCUGGUGUACCCCGGGCACCCGCUGCAGCCCGCCGCGCUCUCAUCCAGCGCCGCGCAGGCCGCGCUCCCCGGCCACCCGCUCUACACCUACGGCUUCAUGCUGCAGAACGAACCGCUGCCGCACAGCUGCAACUGGGUGGCAGCCAGCGGGCCCUGCGACAAGCGCUUCGCCACCUCGGAGGAGCUGCUCAGCCACCUACGGACCCACACGGCCCUGCCCGGCGCCGAGAAACUUCUGGCCGCCUACCCAGGGGCCUCGGGCCUGGGCAGCGCCGCGGCGGCCGCAGCCGCCGCCUCGUGUCAUCUGCACCUCCCCCCGCCCACCGCCCCCGGCAGCCCCGGGUCGCUGUCCUUGCGGAGUCCACACACUUUGGGGCUAAGCCGGUACCACCCCUACGGCAAGAGCCACUUAUCCACAGCCGGGGGCCUGGCCGUGCCGUCCCUCCCCACAGCCGGACCCUACUACUCACCAUACGCGCUGUACGGACAGAGACUGGCCUCAGCCUCCGCGCUCGGAUACCAGUAACUACAGCCCUGCCUCCCUCCCCAGCCUCCUCUCCUCCCCCCUCCGCCUCCCUUCCCCACCCGCCUCCGCUGCAGCCUCCACUACCGCUUGGCCCUGCCGGACCUCCCCCACCCAGAGCCCCCCUCCCCACCGGACUGUGUAUUUAUUUACUAUAAUGUUAGCUUACAAGCUGGGAAUAUAAGUGCAUUAACGGCCCACACGAGUCAAUGGUAUGCAAAGAGUCUGCCCCCCCAAAUAAUAAUAUUAAUCACACAAGUAACUACAUGUCCCCCGUCCCUCUUCCUUUUUUUUCCGUUUUUCUUCUUUUUCUUAGAUGUAAGUUUUCAAUUUUUUUCCUUUUGAGCUUUUUUUUUUUGAUUUGGUUUUGGUUUUAUGGGGAGGAGGGAGAGUUCGGGGUUCUUUUUGUUUUCCCUUCCCGGGGACUUUCUUGCAUGCUUCUUAACUGUUCAAACUACAUUUCCUCCUCUUUUACCCCUCUCUUUCCCCUUCAUUCCUUCUUGUUUCCGUCCAUUUGAGAUUCCGUUUUUGUUUUGUUUUUCCUUUGUACAAGUAACAGAGGA
Messenger RNA from Hippopotamus amphibius kiboko, 3310 nucleotides. RefSeq names its product zinc finger protein 703 (gene ZNF703). Gene Ontology annotation, biological process: negative regulation of DNA-templated transcription. Gene Ontology annotation, cellular component: nucleus. Bases 966 to 2750 code for a protein of 594 amino acids. The transcript is spliced from 2 exons. The record is from RefSeq and is a predicted model, not a curated record. NCBI's taxonomy places the organism in Eukaryota, Metazoa, Chordata, Mammalia, Artiodactyla, Hippopotamidae.